GAAGGACAAAGUGACUUCUGCUAAGUUUGAGUUGGUCAACGGCUUGCUGUUCCUUGAGAAGGCUGGGAAUAAACGUUUGUAUGUACCGAAUACAGAGUCUUUGCGCAGUUUAUUUUUAGGAGAGUGUCAUGACGCCACCGACCAUUUUGAUUUCAAGAAGACUACAACCAAUUUGUUGCAGCGGUUCUAGUGGCCCACGAUGAUGAGAGACGCGAAGCUGUACAUGGAAACUUGUCAGGUCUGUCAGAGGGACAAGCCACGUACACAGGCUCCUCUUGGGCUUUUGAAGCCCCUUCCAAUUCCGGAAAGGCCUGGUGAGAGCCUGUCCAUGGAUUUCAUGGAUACGUUGGUCACCAACAAGAGUGGAAUGUGCUACGUCUAUGUCAUUGUGGAUAGAUUUAGUAAGUACGCUAGGUUAGUCGCAAUGCCUGCAACAGCUAAGACCGAAUACGUAAUUAAGUUGUUCAAAGAGAACUGGGUCAGAGAUUUUGGACUGCCAAAAUCUACAGUCAGUGACCGUGAUGUGCGGUUCACAAGUCAGCUGUGGAAAGCCGCAGCUGCAGAACAGGGAACGCAGCUGCAGAUGACAUCAGGAAACCAUCCUGAGGCGAAUAGGCAAGCAAAACAAUUGAACCGCGCUGUACAACACCUGCUGAGGCAUUACAUCGAGCCAAUUCAGGUAGACUGGGAUGAGAAACUUGCUCUCAUCGCCAGCCUGUACAACAACGCGGUGCACAGCGCAACGGGCGUGAGCCCGAAUAUUCUGCUAUUAACCUUUAAGCCUAGACUGCCCUUGCAUUUCUUACUACCUGAGAACCAGCACUCUACUGCACCAGGGACCUUAGAGUUUGCUUAUCGAUUUGAGCAGCUGAUGCAGCAGGCUGUUGAACAGAUGCACAAGGCACAAGCGGCGAUGAUAGAGUAUGAGAACAAACACCGCCGCACAUCCACAUUUCAGGUAGGAGAGAGAGUCUGGGUCAAGUCCUCAGAACUGGGACAGGAGCACGGGAUCUCCCGCAAGCUCAUGCCGCAGUACUUUGGGCCAUGGGAGAUUCUAGAUGUUGUUGGGGAUGAACCCGAUGGCCCUUCUUAUGUUAUUCGCAUCCCUCGUCACCUACGCACUUACCCGAUUUUCCAUGCUUCUAAGCUUGCACUUUUUGAAGAAACAGAUCAGUUUCCCUCUCGUCGCUCGAUGCUGCCCCCAACCAUGGAUGGAGAGGUCGACAUCGAUGACAUUGUUGACCAUUGGGAAAUGCCAGUUCCAAGACCGACAGGCAGGGGACGUCCUCCAAAACUGAAGCUGCAGUACAGGGUUCGGUUCAGACAUCACACUGAUCCAAAGGAGGACCGCUGGUUUACCAGGGAGGAACUGAUGCAGACCGCUCCACAGGUUGUCGCCCAUUAUGAGAAGUCUCUACAGAAAGGAAAGCGCCAGAUUAUCAAAGACUGAACUUCUCAGAGGACUAGCGAAGUAUCGAGGAGGAAAUGUGAGGCACAAGGCCUCAAUAAGCCCUACUUGGCCCCUAUUCGCAACAACGU
Messenger RNA from Chara braunii, 1539 nucleotides. The record is from the annotation of a GenBank genome assembly. NCBI's taxonomy places the organism in Eukaryota, Viridiplantae, Streptophyta, Charophyceae, Charales, Characeae.